CACGUGAUUCGUGACAUCAGGUACAUAAAUUGUUUUGAUUCUUUGAUGGGGUGCGGAAGUUCCUUUUCUGUCGGCUGCUAAGCGAGGUAUCUGUGCUCUGCUGUCCCUUUUUCACGACAGGCGGUUCGUAAUAGGAGAACCAAUUUUUGGUAUGGGCUUUUGAUGGUAUAUCAAACCGACUUUGGAAGUUUGGGUUCCGUUUCUCACCUCUCGGAUGAUGCCGUAGGUUAUCUCAACCGUAUGGUUUGACUCUGGUAAUUUCUUUGCCGGCCAUAAAAUUCUUACUUCCCAUUAUCCCAUAGAAUUGAUGACCCCUUUUUCCAUAACCCAUGUCAUGCAUUUCUCCUUUUCGUAGUAUUCAUUUCUUCGGGUACGAGAUGCUCGCUCACCAAACAUCCUCGGGAUUAACCUCAUACUUCUCCCCAUUCUCCCGGACAUGUUCGCGCUUCACGUCCCGUGCGAGACUCUUCCGCAUGUCAUAUGCAUCUUCGCUGUCCCGCGAUUUAUCCGUUAGAUGCUCGCUGUAGUAUUCUACGACCUUCCGGAAGACACUGUAGCCCAUUCCUUUGUAGAGCGUCUGUGCGAUGGUGUUGGAUUGGCGCACGAAGAGGUCCACGAAGAAGGCGUUGUAGGCGUCUCCGGCGUGUUCGAGGGAUUGGGAGAGUGUGCGUGCUAGGCCGAGACGACGUGAGGAGGGCGAGACGGUUAGGGCGGUUAUGUGGGCGUGGUGGGGGAGGUAGUGCGGGGAUUUGGUGAGGGCUAGGAGAGGGGGGGAGGAUUCGAGUUUGCCCAUUACUUUUGGGGGGGUUAGUUGGGUAUGUGAUGAUGGGGUGAGAGGAUAGAAUAGGAUGAGGAUGGAAUGGGGUGGGGUAACAAACGGUAGGCAUCGAUGGUUCCGGUGGGACUGAGUGCGACGUUGAAGAGGUGUGGCCAGCGCGCCAGGUAGGAAAAGUAGAAGUUGAGGUCAUAGGUUUCGGUGAGGGGGUCUAGGUUGGUGGGGUUGAAUUUGAAGACAUCUAGAGCGUGGAAGGGACGGAGGGAUGUCAUGGUGAUUUCUUUUGCUUGUGGUCUCUCGACCCGGAUGCGUGAUACUCGUCGAGGAAGAGGAUGUUGUGGGAAGGACUUGAGACAAGGUUAUGGUUGUCGUGAGGAUUUGGUGGUGUACGAGUAGGGUUGGGAUGUUGAUUGUUGCGUUCAUCUAAUCUAUUCUUUUCUUUUUUGGGUUCAUUGACGGUCGUAUUGUUGUGGCGCGUCCACAGCCACGAGGGAAAAUCCCCGGAAUUUUGGGACGACGACGACCACAAUCAUUCACCUGCAUGCUGAAAGCUACACAAAACCCCGCCUACGGAAACCCCCCAAAUCUCCCAAUCUUCCAGCAAUUUCCAGUGAAUUCAGCCUCACCAGAGAAAGAUACCGAUAAACGUCACUUUGGUCUAGUGCAUUGUGCUGUAAUCUCGACCGGGGUGCAUCACCGCCAAUCGCCCAAACCGGGGGAUGCGCAAAUUAUAGACAAGCAAUCAUAAUAUGGCAUCAACGCAAUAAAUUCGCCAGAUAACGUCCCCUGUCCUGCACUUUCACUUUCGUCUCCACGUCGACGACUCAUCAAGGCCGCUCACUACUCGUACCGAAAUCUAAUAACAACAUCCGCAAAGCCAAGUCUUCUUCAGCUUCUCCAGCGCCGUCCCUUUUCAACGUGUCACCAUAUCUCCUUACGAUCCCCCUUGACGAGUUGACGAUUGAUACCCCGUAGAUACGACGAAAUCGGCGUACAACACACACGGACAUUUGACCUGGGAGUGAAGGAAACCUUGAAGCGGACGAUCUUCGCACUGGACGACAUCGAGUGCCGAUCUUUUUCCCACGUCGACAAGAUGUCAACCUCUCCGCGAACUCCAAGACAUAUUAGGAGGAAUACUUCGAAUAGUAUUGAUCUCUCCUUCGCGACCCCCCUUUCCUACGGCAAUGAGCACUCUCCCCAACGUCGGGGCUCGAAACAAUCUCUGCACUCCCCCUCAACGCCCAAUCGCAAUUCCAUGAGCCGUGGGGAUAGUAUGGGGAUGGAUGCUUUCAGCAACGGAGCUACACUUGCUGCAAAUGGCUUGGGGAAUUUGGCAGAUGAGCUAGCAGAUGCGUGGGAUGAGGAUGAAGGGGAGGGCGAGGAAGACGACGAGGAACUGGAGAUGAAUUUCCAGGAGGUUAGAGGGAUGGAGCCGACGAGGGAUAGUGGUGUGGAUGUUGGGUCGUCGCCGGUCCUGGCUCCGAGUAAAACGUCGAAUUUGACGCCGCCGAUCCAGAUGAGGGGAAAGGGACAUCGGAGACAGGCUAGUGAUUAUGAUGGGAGUGAUUAUGGGGGAGACUCGGAUAUGGAGUCUGACGGGAUGCCGCCUGGUUUACUGGCGCGAAUGGAUCAGGUGGAGAGUUUGGCAAGGAGAGGGACGGAGAGUAAUGGGACAGAGAUGGAUGGGGUUGUGAAGAGGGUUGUUGAGGAGCUUAAAGAUCUUGGGGGUCAAUCUGGGGUGGAAGGUAAUGCUACGAGGUAUAUUCCCCUUUCCCAUUCAUUUCAUACGAUUUCAUAUCUAACAUAUAAACAGACUCAUCACAGCUCACACCGCGCUAUCAACCCACCUCCUCCACCAAACCCGUCUCCUCCAAUCCCUAGCAUACCCCUUACUCUCACCCCUCGUCGCCCCACCCGACGACGAAACAAUUGAAGAUCUCCUCCCCCUCCUAGUAACCCUCUCAGAAUCCAUGCCGCGUCCCACAACCGCCGCCUUCACCUCCCUCACCCAACUCCACGGCCUCACAGCCGAUCUCAUCCAGACGCUCAACUACCUCUCCGACACCCUGCACAUGUCGCGACAGACCACCACUGCCGCGACGCGUCGGCUGCGGAGCGCCCGGGAACUCGUGGCCGAGAUGAAGAAGGAGGAGGAGGAGCGAGAAGAGGGGGAGCUUUGGCUCACCAAGGGGAAUUGGAGCGAGCGGCUGGGGAAGAGAGAGUGUGCGGGGGUUUGUGGCGAUGUGGUGGGGGGCUUUGAGGAGGUUUGUAAUGGGUGGAGGGAGAGGUUGCUUGCGCAGGCUGAGGUGCAGGGGGUUGCUUAGCACUGAAUUAGUGGGGGUUUUUUCUUUGAUUUGUGGUUCGCUGUGGUGGGUGGGAAUUGAGGAAGAGGAGGAUAGAUAGAUAUGGAGGGUGUAGAUGUGUAGAUUUGUGAUCCCCAGGGAUGGAGUCAGCCAGUUAGUCAGUCAGUCAGCAAGCAAGACGCGAGGGAAUCAAAGAAACAAUUGAAAUGACAUGAUGCUGCGUCGAACAAUGCUGGACUACCUAGUGUGUAAAUAUAGAGUGUUUCAGUCGCAUUGUAAUUUAGCGAGACAAUGUAAAUCUCAAAGAAAUCUCAAGAAUCAACCCACAAAAUCAGACCAUCCGUAAGAUAUAAGACUUCUUUGAGAUGGUAAUUAGAGCGAGGCUCAAGAGAUAAGUAAAUCACGAUCAAUACCCCGCCCCUCCCUCGUAUUCCUUGGACCUUGGUAGUAUAGUACUGGGCUAAGUAAACGCUGGUUCUAGUAUAUCUCGGUAUGCGUAUACGCAUGUCACUCCACCUUACCUACACCACAGCUUUUGACAGCCAGUCUGUUUGUGUGUGUCGUGUUUGGGGGAUGUGGAUAGAUUGUCCUCUUGAGGGAAUGGAUUCUGGAGUCUGGUUGUUGGUUUAGUUGUAUCUAUCUAUCACUGGAGUUCCUCUUUUCUGGUAAGCGAGUUGAAUAUUGGAUUGCGUGGGUUUUCGUGGUUAGGCGUUGGUAUCGAGAUGACUGGCUGGGUGGCUGGGUGGAUGAUGGGUGGAUGGAUGGGUGAUGGGAAGUUGGAGUGUUUGUGGAGGGCUUGCGGAUGGGGAGCGUUGUGAUGGGAUGAUUUAAAUUGGUUUGGGUUUGGUGGGCUCUUGGGUAAUUGGGUUUGUUUUUAAGCGGAGAUGGUGGGUAUGAUCUGUGGUGGGGACUCUGGGGAGGAAGAGGACAGUACUGUUUAGGGGAGAUACUACGGUCUGUGGUGGAGAUUUGAAAUGGAGUUUAGAAACUAGGUAGUUCUGUGACUGGAUUGAGUUUGGAGAAGUUUUGUUUUGUCUAUAACAGUAGGCGGACAUUUAGUUCGACACUGACUUGUAGGGAA
Molecule: messenger RNA, 4162 nt
Organism: Hymenoscyphus albidus
Lineage: Eukaryota; Fungi; Ascomycota; Leotiomycetes; Helotiales; Helotiaceae
Source: the annotation of a GenBank genome assembly